This is a messenger RNA of Cryptococcus deneoformans JEC21, 1590 nucleotides long. RefSeq names its product expressed protein. The record is from RefSeq and is a predicted model, not a curated record. The transcript is spliced from 9 exons. Lineage: Eukaryota; Fungi; Basidiomycota; Tremellomycetes; Tremellales; Cryptococcaceae. Gene Ontology annotation, molecular function: intramolecular lyase activity. Bases 27 to 914 code for a protein of 295 amino acids.
CUACAGUGCGCUUCCUCUCCCCCACGAUGCCGCCUCGAACUGCACGCCUGUUUGCAAUUCUCCGCUCUCUCCGUCCGGUCCACGCCGCCCCCUACCUCGCUGCGGCAGUGGGGGGCACCCUCCUGUACGCGGGGGCCGAAUCAGUCAGGCUUGGGCGGUGGGAGAACCCGCUUCUCGUGCACGCCCACUCGCACCCCCAGCCUGUCUUCCGGGUUGAUCCCGAGACCUCAAUCGAGUUCCCCCUCUCGCUUCCCCUCGCCACUCCCUCUCCGACCCUUACCCUCGUCGGACUCGGCGUACGCAAAGUCUCGUUCCUGAAAAUCAAGGUCUACAGCGCCGGCUUCUACUUGCAAGACGGCGCGACCAGGUGUCUCCACCAUAUUCCCGGAUGGGCCACGUUCACCGCCCAGCAUCUCCUCACUGCCCCUUCCCCUUCUCCCGCCGGCGAGACUGCCGCCCCGCAACUUUCCGGCGAAGCCCUUAUGGCCAACUUGCUCGACCAGCGUAUCGCAUGUGCCGUUCGGAUCGUCCCUAACAGGAACACCGAUUUCGGCCAUCUUCGGGACGCCUUCACCCGAGCCUUGAUCGGUCGACAGAAACUUGAACGAGCCAAGGGCGCUCUCUCAGAAGCGGAUGAAGUUAGAAUCACCGAAGCCAUCCAGACCCUUAAGACGUUCUUCCCUGCUCAAACAGUUCACAAGGGUAAAUCCGUCACACUCCUUCGUCCUCCUGAAGGGGGCAUCGUAGUUGAAUUCGAAGGUACAAUCCUCGGUAAACUCAACGACCCCUGGAUCGGCAAGCAACUCAUUUUGACUUACUUUGCGGAUAACGGAGCUGUUUCUGACAAGUUGAAGGAAGACGUCGCAAAGGGAUUGGAAGGGUUCACCAACAAGCAACGUGCUGGGGGACAGUAAAUUCGUCGUGGGGUUCGCCUUUCGGAUUUGACAACCCUGUCCCCAUUUUCAUCCUCUUCCCUCUCUCUACAUUAUCAUGGCAUGCGACCCGCCAGUAUCUUUCAAUCAUCGCCUUCUCACGCCGUCAAGAUCAGUAACGGUUUUACUGCGUAAUUUGCGGCUGUCAUACGAUAAAAUCAUGCUUAUCAGCCAUUAUACAUCUCAUAUCUAUCACUCUUUUUCUUUAGAUCAUGUAAAAACAACACUAGAAAGACAUGCAGGAACAACUGUUUUCGCUCAUUUCACACUCGUGUAUAUCUUUUCUCGCCAUCAAUGUUACUUGCAAUCCAUAAUCUGCUUCCCGCGCUCAUGUGAAUGGCUAACCGUGCUUAAGACAUGUUAGUCUCUGUCCCACCCUUGGGAGCUUCGGGUUCAUCCGGAUAUCGUGGUCUUGUGCUCUCGAUAUCAUCUAGAUUGGACAUUGGUAGUCAGUUUUUCUGUAGUCUGCGACGACAAAAAUGGUGUGGCAGAAGUAAAGAGAAAAGAUCAAGAGCAGUUAGAGAAACCGGGACUCACCCAAAAACGACAACUUUGUCACCUUGAUCACCUUCACAUCCUUCUCCUUCUCCUUCAGCCUCUCCAACAACGGAUCGGCAAAAACCAAAAAAUCCCUUCCACCAUGGUAUAUUGACAGUGC